UGUCGGCUCAGUCAUGUGAUCUGCUGUGUCCAAUCACAGCUGAUCGCAUGUAAACUGUGACAUGUGCACUGAUCAUCAGGGCACUGAUGAUCAGUGUGCCCUGAUGAUCAGUGUAGCCCCAGCAGUGCCACCUGCCAGUGCCCAUCAGUGCCACAUCAAUGCCACAUAUCAGUGCCUACCAGUGCACAUCCAUGCCACAUAUCAGUGCCCAUCUGAGCUGCCUUUCAGUGUCACCCAUCAGUGCCAGUCAGUGCCACCUAUCAAGGCCUAUCAGUGCUGCCAAUCAGUGCCACCUAAUAGUGCCAGUCAGUGCUGCCUAUCAUUGCCAGUCAGU
This is a messenger RNA of Staurois parvus, 334 nucleotides long. The record is from the annotation of a GenBank genome assembly. Lineage: Eukaryota; Metazoa; Chordata; Amphibia; Anura; Ranidae.